AUGGUUACUAUCACCGGCUACAUCUCCCGCGAUGUCCGCUUUCCUACCUCGCUGGAUAAAACCGGCUCGGAUGCUAUGAAUGCUGCUGGAGAUUACUCUGCCGCUUAUUGUAUUCUUUCGACGGAGACGGAUCUUAAGGGACAUGGAAUGGCGAGUAGCCCUACCUUCACAAUUGGUCGUGGAAACGACAUCGUCUGCCGCGCAAUUGAAGCUUUCGCCGACAGAAUAAAAGGCCGAACCCUCGAGUCACUUAUCUCAAACAUGGGCCAAACCUGGCGCUACCUAGUCAACGACUCCCAAUACCGUUGGAUCGGACCUGAAAAGGGAGUUACACACCUAGCUCUCGGUGCUGUUGUCAAUGCCAUCUGGGAUCUUUGGGCAAAGUCAGUGGGGAAGCCAGUGUGGAGACUUGUUGCCGACUUUACACCGGAGGAGUAUGUGAGGUGUAUUGAUUUUAGGUAUAUCACUGAUGCUAUUACGCCUGAAGAGGCGGUAGCUAUGUUGAAGGAGACUGAGGAAGGAAAGGCGGAGAGAAUCAAGACUGCGGAGAAGAAUAGAGCGGUGCCGGCUUAUACUACUUCUGCUGGGUGGCUGGGGUAUGGGGAGGAGAAGAUGAAGGCUUUGUUGAGAGAAACGAUUGCACAGGGUUAUAGACAUUUCAAGUUGAAGGUUGGAGGAAAUCUGGAAGAGGAUAAGAGGAGGUUGAGGAUUGCUAGAGAUGCGAUUGGAUACGAUAAGGGAAAUGUCCUGAUGGUUGAUGCUAACCAGAUCUGGUCUGUUCCUGAAGCCAUCGAAUGGAUGAAAGAACUCGCCGAGUUUAAGCCAUGGUUCAUUGAGGAACCAACCUCUCCAGAUGAUAUUCUCGGCCACAAAGCUGUCCGUGAUGCUCUCAAGCCCUACGGAAUCGGUGUCGCCACCGGCGAAAUGGUCCAGAACCGUGUUAUCUUCAAACAGCUCCUCCAAUCCGGCGCCAUUGACGUCUGCCAGAUCGAUGCUUGCAGAAUCGGUGGUGUCAACGAGGUUAUGGCUGUUUUACUCAUGGCCAAGAAGUUCGGCGUUCCAAUUGUUCCACAUUCUGGCGGUGUCGGUCUUCCAGAGUACACACAGCAUUUGUCGACGAUCGACUAUGUCGUCGUUUCUGGCAAGUUGUCGGUUCUGGAGUAUGUUGACCAUCUCCACGAGCAUUUCUUCUAUCCUUCGGUUAUUCAGGAUGGAUACUACACUACUCCCACGGCGCCUGGGUACUCUGUUGAGAUGAAGCCGGAGAGUAUGGAGGCCUAUGGCUUCCCCAACGGUAGCUGGUGGAAGAGUGACGAGGCUAAAGUUAUCACAGAAGUCAAGGAGAAGAUCUAG
Messenger RNA from Orbilia oligospora ATCC 24927, 1353 nucleotides. RefSeq lists its product as uncharacterized. Gene Ontology annotation, biological process: carbohydrate catabolic process; amino acid catabolic process. The transcript has 4 exons. Gene Ontology annotation, molecular function: L-fuconate dehydratase activity; magnesium ion binding. Bases 1 to 1353 code for a protein of 450 amino acids. NCBI's taxonomy places the organism in Eukaryota, Fungi, Ascomycota, Orbiliomycetes, Orbiliales, Orbiliaceae. The record is from RefSeq and is a predicted model, not a curated record.